UCUAAAUGCGAUGAGAGCGUCGGAUGAGGAGAAGAGAGCGGAGGGCAUCGGAGAGACCAAACAAGGAUGGCAGCUCCAGACUUAGCGGACCCUAAAAACGCCACUCACAACACGAAGCCCCGCCUCUCGUUCCCCACCAAGCCAAUGACACUGACUCCCCGGGAGGAGAGCGAGGUGGUUGCCACAGUGAUGAAAAGGAAGACGGUGACAGCCAUUUUUCUUUUGGUGGUUCUGUACCUGGUGAUGGGAGCAGCAGUCUUCAGAGCUCUGGAGCAGCCUCACGAGAGUGCCCAGCGUUUGGCCAUCCUGUCCCAGAAGCUGGAGUUCCUGUCUAGACACUCCUGUGUGAACCAGAGCCAGCUGGAGGAGCUGGUGAUGCAAGUCGUGUCUGCGAUCCGCUCAGGAGUAAACCCUGCAGGAAUGUUACACAGCCUGUGGGACCUGAGCUCGGCCUUCUUCUUUGCUGGGACUGUCAUCACAACCAUUGGUUUUGGGAACAUCUCUCCCCACACGGAAGGUGGAAGAAUUUUCUGCAUCGUCUACGCCUUGCUAGGGAUCCCCCUGUUCGGCUUUCUGUUAGCCGGUGUAGGUGAUCAGCUUGGCACCAUAUUCGGCAAGGGCAUUGCCAGAGUGGAGAAAAUGUUUGUGCACUGGGACAUCAGUCAGACAAAGAUCCGGGUUACCACCACACUGCUGUUCAUCUUGUUUGGCUGCCUGCUGUUUGUGGUGCUCCCAGCAGCCAUCUUUAAACACAUCGAGGGUUGGUCUGUGCUGGAGUCCCUUUACUUUGUAGUCAUCACCCUGACUACCAUUGGAUUUGGGGACUUUGUCGCAGGUGGGUCAGAAAUAGAGUAUCUAGAUUACUAUAAACCAGUUGUAUGGUUCUGGAUUCUGGUGGGUCUGGCCUACUUUGCUGCUAUCCUCAGUAUGAUAGGAGACUGGCUAAGAGUCAUCUCCAAGAGGACCAAAGAAGAGGUAGGAGAGAUCCGAGCUCAUGCUGCAGAGUGGACGGCUAACGUCUCAGCAGAGUUCAAAGAAACCCGUCGACGCGUUAGCGUUGAGAUCUAUGAUAAGUUCCAGCGUGCAGCCUCAAUUAAACGCAAACUGUCCUCAGAGCUGGGAUUUAGCCCUGCCCCUGAACUCCCCCUACCCAGGAGGAGCGUGUCAGCCAACUUCAGUGAUGAGCGGGACAGGAACGAGAAGGAGGCCAGACUGCAGGGUUUGACAACACCUCUGGUCAGAAACGGUGGUGUGUUCAUGAAAAGUUUGGACCUGGAAAACGGAGAUGUCUCAGUCAAUGAACACCUCAAGUAGAAGGACAGUAGUCAAGAUUCUUAAGCCCUUUCUAUUUGUCAUCAUCAGUGCGGAGACCCGAGCUGCUUGACCAAAUUAACUUUUUUUAAAUUCACAAAUCAACUAAUAAGAAGAAUGUAGUACUUUGUGACCCAGCAGGGAAACCUGUAAAAGGACUCUUUUCUCAAGAACAGUGGGUUUUCACCGCCCUCAUCCCAACAGCGAAACACUGUGUAAGAAGAAGAACGCACAGUGCAGGAUUUGAUCUGAACUGCGUUUACUGUCUACUAAACCUCACUCACCUCUGGGAGUAAAGCAAAGUUGACACUGAUGAUAAGCCAAUAGACGGGUACAUUUCCGACAUGCUGUAUCCAUAACUUUACAGUAUUUUGUGACCUAAUAUCCAGAGCCUGAAGAAUGUCCAAGGUGCCAGGCUGUGUUUGCAGCGCUUCAGUAGUUUUCACUUCAACAAUCUGGGAUGCAUUUUCAUUACACAGCUGUACAACUUAUGAACAAUUUUGUUUUUUUAAUUUGUCAGUUUAGAGGUAGAAGGAAACAUGGGGAGAGAGAGGUAAGCAACAAAGGCUCCCAGCAGGAGUCCAUGGUUUGUGGUUGAAGAGCCACUUUGUUGCUGUUUGUCAUGUGAACACAGACAGUGACACAGCAGGCGGUUACCUGAAACAACAAGCAAUAUGUCAGUGACGUUAUCUGUACGGUUGUAAAAGGUGCAGAAGAUGACGUCUGGACUGCACAGACGGUGGAGUGGGAUGGGGAGAGACAGAUGUUGUGUGAAACGACUGAAAAAUGUUGAAAUGUGAUGUUGUUUGAAGUACAGAUGAGCAGUGAUGCUAUGUUGAACCACAAAGAUGAAGGACUGUGAAAGAUCUGCAUUUUCAGUCCUGUAUCAGACUAGAUUUAAACAAUGAAACUCUCUGUAAUUCUAACAACUGCAGUUGGCUAAAAUAAGUAAUACAUUUUUAAUCUGAAGCUUUUUGCAGGUUAUCACUCUGCCUAUUUUAUAGACUAGCUCUUGGUUUUAUCUCCAGCUAUGAUACUGUGCAACUGUUAUAUGAUGCGUAC
Messenger RNA from Monopterus albus (swamp eel), 2373 nucleotides. RefSeq names its product potassium channel, subfamily K, member 2a (gene kcnk2a). The record is from RefSeq and is a predicted model, not a curated record. Gene Ontology annotation, molecular function: outward rectifier potassium channel activity; potassium ion leak channel activity. Lineage: Eukaryota; Metazoa; Chordata; Actinopteri; Synbranchiformes; Synbranchidae. Gene Ontology annotation, biological process: stabilization of membrane potential; potassium ion transmembrane transport. Gene Ontology annotation, cellular component: plasma membrane.